GCCAGUACUGUAGGGGGCGCUAAUGCCAAACACCUCCAAGUAAUAAACUCCAGCAUGCGAAGAAGAAGAAGAAGACGCAGCAGUACGUAAUACGUCAUUUCCGUUUGUAGGUUGAAUGGCGCAGAGGGAAUAGCAACCAAAACAUCCAGAAUGUCCAAAAGGAAAGUCACAUUUCAAGAUGGUGAUGAGGAGUUUAGUUUGGAUGACGAGGUACCGAAAAAGAAGAUGUAUGAUGAGGUGAGUGGACCCGGCUCGAGGUUUAAGGAGAAACACUCUCUGGACAGUGAUGAGGAGGACGAGGGAGAGGAUGGAGAGAAGGACAGUAAAUACAACAUCCUGGCCAGCGACGAUAUCGAAGGUCAGGAAAUGGCCACGAUCGACUGUGAUGAAGGAGUUCCCAUCACACCUUUCAACCUGAAAGAAGAAAUGGAGGAGGGUCACUUUGACUCGGAGGGAAACUACUUCAUCAAGAAAGAGAAAGACAUCAGAGACAACUGGCUGGACAACAUCGACUGGGUAAAAAUCAAAGAGCAGCCGGUGAAAAAGAAAAAGAAGGGACUCUCGGCUAAGCGUCGUCGCCGACCCGGAGAUGAGGACGAGGCUGAGGAGGAGAGACAGAGGGAGGAGAAACAGGAUGAGAACGAGGAAGAAGAUGAGGAAGAGGAGGAGAGCGAGGCUCAGGAAGACCCGCUGGCUUCGUUCACACUGUAUCAGCUCAAGGAGGCCGUGGUGAACCUGCUGCAGCCUGGAGAGACCGUCUCUGCCGCGCUCCGCCGACUCGGAGGACUGGGAGGACGGAAGAAAAAGGGACGAGCGCGGGACGGAGGGGAGGAUGAGAAAGACGAGACGUCGAUCAGAGACACGGAGAAGCUGGACAGGCUCACGGCGCUGGCCGACAGACUGGUGGUACUCGGAGAAUACGAGAUUUAUCAGCAGACUUAUGAAAAACUGGCGUACAGGCUGAAAGGCAUGCAGCAGCCUGAAAGAGACGCAGCGGCCAAACAGAACGAGGAGGAAGAGGACGAGCUUGACAUGUUCGCUGAUCAGUUUGACGAGCAGCACGGCAAGAAGAAAGAUGAGAAGAAGAAGGACGAGGAAGCAGAUAGUGGCUUAGUGAGCGAUGAAGUGAUGUGGGAGUACAAAUGGGAAAACAAGGAGAACUCUGAACUCUACGGACCCUUCAGCAGCCAGCAGAUGCAGGACUGGGUCGAUCAGGGCUACUUUAAAGACGGCGUGUACUGCAGACGGGUCGAUCAGGAGGGCGCGCAGUUCUACAACUCCAAAAGACUGGACUUCGAGCUUUAUACGUGACUCGCUCACGUCCUCCGUUACUUCAUUUUCAACACUUGCAGUGCAUUUUUAAUGUGAGAUUUAUUCCCCCUUAUCUGCAUUUGUUUUAUGUGUGUGUGUGGGUUUUUUUUGCUGAUAUCCAUGUGUAUUAAACAGCCAGAUUAAAUGUUUGCUAUCAUCACACCAUUUGAUACCAUGUACAUUUGUUUUAAAAUAAAGAUUUUGGUGGCUGGCCAGA
Pangasianodon hypophthalmus (striped catfish) is the source of this 1528-nucleotide messenger RNA. RefSeq names its product CD2 (cytoplasmic tail) binding protein 2 (gene cd2bp2). NCBI's taxonomy places the organism in Eukaryota, Metazoa, Chordata, Actinopteri, Siluriformes, Pangasiidae. Gene Ontology annotation, molecular function: protein binding. Bases 151 to 1311 code for a protein of 386 amino acids. Gene Ontology annotation, cellular component: U5 snRNP. The record is from RefSeq and is a predicted model, not a curated record. The transcript is spliced from 7 exons.